AUGCCCGACAUGGGUUUCUACGAAGAACGCCAACAACGACAACAGCAUUUCCAUGUCUACGAUUACGGUCACUUCUCCCCCGACACCACCCUCUCCUCAAGCCGAAACGCUACCGCUGCCUCCCCUGUCACAACUGCCGACAAAAAAAAGACGAAAGGUGCUUGGUGGCGCAAUGACGAGGAUCAGCUCUUGGUCCAAGCCUACCUUCUAGCCAACAAGGAUGAAAAAGUUGGCUUCAACCAAGAUUUCAAACCGUUUUGGCAACGCGUUUUUGAAGAGUUUCAAAAAGGCGGCAAUGACAAGAACCGCACCCCCGAAAAUUGUCAAGAUGUUGGGAAAUCGUCAGCGCGCGAAUCGUGA
Zychaea mexicana is the source of this 360-nucleotide messenger RNA. RefSeq lists its product as uncharacterized. The record is from RefSeq and is a predicted model, not a curated record. NCBI's taxonomy places the organism in Eukaryota, Fungi, Mucoromycota, Mucoromycetes, Mucorales, Lichtheimiaceae. Bases 1 to 360 code for a protein of 119 amino acids. The transcript has 2 exons.